Messenger RNA from Argentina anserina (silverweed cinquefoil), 3904 nucleotides. Its product is annotated as protein TOPLESS. Gene Ontology annotation, biological process: regulation of DNA-templated transcription. NCBI's taxonomy places the organism in Eukaryota, Viridiplantae, Streptophyta, Magnoliopsida, Rosales, Rosaceae. The record is from RefSeq and is a predicted model, not a curated record. The transcript is spliced from 27 exons. Gene Ontology annotation, molecular function: protein binding. The coding region runs from base 232 to 3648 and encodes 1138 amino acids.
CUCUCUUUCUCUCUUGGCUAUAUAUAAUAACAAAAAUUAGAGAGAGAAAGAAACAGAGUUUACUAAGUGAGGAGAGAGAAAGCUAUAUCUCUGAGCUCCUGUUCUGUUCUGGGUCUCUCUCUCUUUCUGUAAUUCUGGUUGGUGUUCUGAUUUGGUUCUUCCAAGAUCUAGUUAUAUUUGGAGUGAUAUAUCUGGGUUUGGAAUCGAACAGGGCUAGACUGGGUGGUCAAGAUGUCUUCCCUCAGUAGGGAGCUUGUGUUCCUGAUCUUGCAGUUUCUAGAUGAGGAAAAAUUCAAAGAGACUGUUCACAAGCUAGAACAGGAAUCUGGGUUUUUCUUUAAUAUGAAGUAUUUUGAGGAUGAGGUGCAUAAUGGCAACUGGGAUGAAGUAGAGAAGUACCUCUCUGGGUUCACUAAGGUGGACGACAACCGCUACUCCAUGAAAAUAUUUUUCGAGAUAAGGAAGCAGAAGUAUCUCGAGGCAUUGGACAAGCAUGACCGGUCUAAAGCAGUGGACAUAUUGGUGAAGGACUUAAAGGUGUUUGCCACAUUUAAUGAAGAACUUUUCAAGGAAAUCACUCAGCUUCUGACCCUGGAUAAUUUUAGGGAGAAUGAACAGUUAUCCAAAUAUGGAGAUACAAAGUCUGCCAGGGCAAUUAUGCUUGUUGAACUAAAGAAAUUGAUCGAGGCUAAUCCCUUAUUCCGUGAUAAGUUGCAAUUCCCAAACCUCAAAAAUUCAAGGCUGCGAACGCUAAUUAACCAAAGCUUAAACUGGCAACAUCAGCUUUGUAAGAAUCCAAGGCCGAAUCCAGAUAUAAAAACUCUUUUCGUGGAUCACUCAUGUGGACAACCCAAUGGUGCUCGGGCCCCGUCACCUGCAAACAAUCCAUUGCUCGGAUCCUUACCGAAAGCUGGAGGAUUUCCUCCUCUAGGUGCACACGGGCCCUUUCAACCUACACCAGCCCCGGUUCCAAUACCCCUUGCAGGUUGGAUGUCUAAUGCUUCCACUGUUACUCAUCCAACAGUUUCUGAAGGAGGAGCUAUUGGUCUUGGUGGUCCCUCAAUAACAGCUGCCUUGAAACAUCCAAGGACUCCCCCAACUAAUCCUUCUGUAGAUUACCCGUCUGGGGAUUCUGAUCAUGUUUCUAAGCGAACAAGACCCAUGGGUCUUUCCAAUGAGGUUAAUCUCCCUGUUAACAUAUUGCCAGUGUCAUUUCCGGGUCACAGUCAUGGUCAAGCUUUGAAUGCACCUGAUGACUUGCCAAAGAAUGUUGCACGGAAUUUAAAUCAGGGUUCAUCGCCCAUGAGCAUGGAUUUUCAUCCUCUUCAGCAGACUCUGCUUCUUGUUGGUACCAAUGUCGGAGACAUAGGUCUGUGGGAAGUAGGAUCCAGGGAGCGACUGCUUUUAAGGAACUUCAAAGUUUGGGAUCUUAGUUCUUGUUCAAUGCCUCUACAGGCUGCUCUGGUAAAGGAUCCUGGAGUAUCUGUUAACCGUGUAAUUUGGAGCCCUGAUGGUUCUUUAUUUGGUGUUGCUUACUCAAGGCACAUUGUUCAAAUCUACUCUUAUCAUGGAAGUGAUGAUAUACGACAACAUCUAGAGAUUGAUGCUCAUGUUGGUGGCGUAAAUGAUCUAGCAUUCUCCCACCCCAAUAAGCAGCUUUGUGUAAUAACCUGUGGGGAUGACAAAACAAUCAAGGUGUGGGAUGCUGCAACUGGUUCAAAACAGUAUACUUUUGAAGGUCAUGAGGCCCCAGUUUAUUCUGUCUGCCCACACUAUAAGGAAAACAUUCAGUUUAUCUUUUCAACAGCACUGGAUGGAAAGAUAAAGGCCUGGCUUUAUGACAAUUUGGGAUCUCGAGUUGAUUAUGAUGCUCCUGGGCGCUGGUGCACAACCAUGGCAUACAGUGCAGAUGGCACAAGGCUCUUUUCAUGCGGGACAAGUAAAGAGGGUGAGUCAUAUAUUGUUGAAUGGAAUGAAAGUGAAGGGGCAGUGAAAAGGACCUAUCAAGGCUUCCGCAAGCGUUCUUUUGGUGUUGUGCAGUUUGAUACUACAAAAAACCGGUUUUUGGCUGCGGGUGAUGAUUUCUCUAUUAAAUUCUGGGACAUGGACAAUGUUCAGCUUCUAACAACAGUUGAUGCUGAUGGAGGCCUCCCGGCAAGCCCCCGUAUCCGCUUCAACAAGGAUGGCACUCUCUUGGCUGUGUCUGCCAAUGAGAAUGGGAUUAAAAUUUUGGGCAAUGCAGAUGGUGUUCGGUUGUUGCGCACAUUUGAGAAUCUUUCUUAUGAUGCAUCAAGGACAUCUGAAGUUGUGGCAAAGCCUGCAAUGAACCCAAUUUCUGUUGCUGCCGCCGCCGCUGCCGCCACUAGCAGUGCUGGACUGGCCGAGAGGAAUGCAUCAGCUGUAGCUAUUUCUGGAAUGAAUGGAGAUGCUAGGAACUUGGGGGAUGUGAAACCUAGAAUAACUGAAGAAUCCAAUGACAAAUCAAAGAUUUGGAAACUCACUGAAAUCAAUGAACCGUCUCAAUGUCGUUCCUUGAGGCUACCUGAAAACAUGAGAGUGACCAAGAUAUCAAGGUUGAUCUAUACAAAUUCUGGUAAUGCAAUUCUGGCAUUAGCGUCAAAUGCCAUCCAUUUGCUGUGGAAAUGGCAAAGGAAUGAUCGUACCUCUGUUAGCAAGGCAACUGCCAGUGUAUCACCUCAACUGUGGCAGCCAUCAAGUGGCAUUCUAAUGACAAACGAUGUUACUGACACAAGUCCUGAAGAAGCUGUUCCUUGCUUUGCUUUAUCUAAGAAUGAUUCUUAUGUAAUGUCGGCUUCUGGUGGAAAGAUUUCUCUCUUCAAUAUGAUGACAUUUAAGACAAUGACAACUUUCAUGCCACCACCACCUGCUGCAACAUUUCUCGCUUUCCAUCCUCAGGAUAACAAUAUUAUAGCUAUCGGCAUGGACGAUUCAACAAUUCAGAUAUAUAAUGUUCGUGUGGAUGAGGUUAAGAGCAAGCUUAAAGGUCACUCCAAAAGGAUAACUGGCCUAGCAUUCUCUCAUGUAUUAAAUGUGCUAGUCUCAUCAGGAGCAGAUUCUCAGGUUUGUGUAUGGAAUUCUGACGGAUGGGAAAAGCAGAAGAGCAGAUUCUUGCAGCUUCCAGCUGGGAGAACACCGUCUUCCCAGUCAGAUACUCGCGUUCAGUUUCAUCAGGAUCAGACACACUUCUUGGUUGUGCAUGAGACUCAACUGGCCAUAUUUGAAACAACAAAGCUAGAAUGUGUAAAGCAGUGGGUCCCACGUGAUUCUGCUGCCCCAAUCUCCCAUGCAACAUUCUCAUGCGAUAGCCAGCUUAUUUAUGCCAGCUUCUUAGAUGCAACAGUGUGCGUCUUCAGUGCUGCAAAUCUCAGACUACGAUGUCGUAUUAAUCCUCCUGCUUAUCUCCCUGCUAAUGUCAGCAGUUCUAAUGUACAGCCCCUCGUUAUUGCGGCACAUCCGCAAGAGCCAAACCAGUUUGCUUUAGGAUUAUCAGAUGGUGCGGUUCAUGUGUUUGAGCCACUUGAAUCAGAAGGCAAAUGGGGUGUGCCUCCACCUGUUGAGAAUGGGUCAACAAGCAGUGUGCCAGCUACUCAAGUUGGAAAUUCAAGUUCGGAACAAGCGCAAAGAUGAUUAAGUGGCUGGCAGAGCACAAGUUCUUUUACAUGCUUGGCUUGCUGGCCCAGUUCAAUUUAGUUGGUGGUUCCUCAUCCAAAGUAAUUACUGAAGGAAUUAUGUGCAGAUGUGUAGAUUUAACUAGUUGGUUAAGAAUCUCUAGGUAAUUCUGUAGGAGUAUUAUUGGCAGUGUUUUAAAUUAAGGAAGAAUUUUUAUGUUUCUCCCUUGUGUUUUAAUUUACUGCAGCUGAGAAAUAUAAUUCAAGUUUGUUUC